Molecule: messenger RNA, 4004 nt
Organism: Chara braunii
Lineage: Eukaryota; Viridiplantae; Streptophyta; Charophyceae; Charales; Characeae
Source: the annotation of a GenBank genome assembly
CAGCCAAGUGUGGCUCAACCACCUGGCUCAAACCAAGGGCGUCAAAGUCUCUAAGCUUCACACCAAGAUCACUUGGGAGGCCAUGACUGAGAAGUGGCGGAAACGCUUCAUCGUCGCCCUAAUGGCGGAGCUACGCAACUACUUGCACGCUGCAGUACCAGCUCCGUUGAUGGAAGACGGAGUAGCGGUUGUUGACCUUCGCGAGUACAUUGCGAAGAUUGACCGCGUGUACGCCACGCAACGGUACGACGACGCCGACGCACCGUUACUCUACGUCCGCAUUCAGAUCGGGAAGGCGACCUGCAGCGCCUUGAUUGAUUGUGGAGCUACUCCCAACUACAUCAACCAGGAUUUCAUGACCCGCGCCGGCCUUGGGCGGCGCGUUCGAAGGAAAUCGCAGCCCACGCAAGUCACGUUGGCUGACGGUCGUACGCACAAGUCCAUUGACCGGUGCAUUGACUCCGUCCCCGUGUACUUCGCCCCGCUUGCACACGAGGCCGUGUCCUUUGACAUAUUGGACACAAAGUUCGACAUGAUUUUGGGCAUGUCAUGGCUGCGUAGCGAGGACCACCCGGUGAACCUCUACCUCCGCACCGUUCACGUUCGUGACCGGAACGGGGUACUUGUGCUAUGUACGGUCCCCCCACCUCAUCCUUCGAUUUGUUGUCACGUGGUCUCCACGGCAAGCAUUCGCAACUCCAUCGCACGGAACGACGUGGAGGAAAUGGGCAUUUGUUUCUUGCAUGCCCUCCCUCCUCCCGACGAGCCAGCGGCAGAACAGCCACCGGAUCCACGCAUUGUACAACUUCUUGACUCCUAUGGCGACGUCUUUGAAGCCCCCACCGGAAUCAUACCGAAUCGGCCAAUUCGUCACGAGAUCAUCCUCGAAGACGGGGCCGUACCUCCACGCAGAUAUAUUUACCGCAUGAGCGAGGAGGAACUCGAAGUGCUUCGAACGCAACUCGAUGACCUCAUUGACAAGGGCUGGAUUCGCCCUAGCUACUCGCCCUACGGUGCCCCUGUUCUCUUCGUCCGGAAGAAGAACAAGGAGCUACGCUUAUGCAUUGACUAUCGCAAGGUUAAUGCUCAAACCAUUAAGAAUGCCGGCCCGAUUCCACGCAUCGACGAUUUUCUCGAACGCUUGGGCGGCGCCAACAAGAGCUCGAUCCGUCCGCUUGCGAGCAAGAUCAAGGCCAUUCAGGAUUGGUCGGAACCGGCCAACACCAUGGAGGUUCGCUCUUUCAUGGGAUUGGUCGGGUACUACCAACGCUUCAUCGGAGGAUACACACGGAUCGCCGCACCGUUGUCCAGAUUGCAGUCUCCACAGGUGCCCUUCCAGUUCACCGACGAAGUCCGCAGUUCAUUCCACAAAUUGAAGACGACGUUGCUCCUCGCCCCCGUCUUGAGUAUCUACGAUCCUACCUUGCCGACGAGAGUGACUACGGACGCUUCCGGCUACGGGAUGGGUGCAGUUUUGGAACAACACGAUGGAGUAGAUUGGCAUCCGGUUGAGUACUUCAGCCAAAAGGUGCCUCCCAUCAACUCGGUUGAUGAUGCGCGGAAGAAGGAGUUGCUCGCGUUCAUCACGGUACUCAAGCGUUGGCGACACUUCCUCCUCGGGCGUCGUAGGUUCACUUGGGUGACGGAUAAUAAUCCAUUGACCUACUACACGACACAAGACACGGUGAGCAGCACGAUUGCUCGGUGGAUGUACUUCAUCGAUCAGUUCGACUUCACACCGAAACACAUUCCGGGUCUCUCCAACCGAGCCGCGGAUGCUCUCUCGCGAAGAUCAGAUCUUUGCGCAGUGACUCACCACGCGUUCAGCUGCAUCUUCGAUGAUCUUCCUUUUCCAAGGACCGCCGACAUUGACGCCGCUUGUUCGCCCGCCUCCGUUCGGAAGUAUAGGGACUUGCUGGCUAAAGCCCGCGCCAACAUGCAAAAGGCUCAAGUCCGCAUGCAACAGCAAGCUAAUAGGCGUCGCGUGCCAUGCCCCAUCCGCGGCGGCGACCUUGUUUGGGUCUCCACUGAAGAGUUUGCACUCGAGCAGGAUGUAUCCCGCAAGCUACUUCCAAAGUGGUUUGGACCAUGGCCCGUCACAUCAGCCGCGGGUGAUGAGCCCGAUGGCCCCUCAUUUGUCAUCGAUAUCCCACCGCAUCUCACAGUGCACCCGGUUUUCCACGCCUCCAAGUUGGCCACAUAUACACCAGCCAAGAGCAUCGACUUCCCGGGACAACGAUCAUCGGACCCUCCUUCCAUGGAUGGUCAUCAGGAAGUCGACCGCGUCAUCACGCAUCGCAAGCACGACAACAAGCCUAUGAAGUACAAAGUCACAUUCAAGUGGUGCGACCCCGAUGACACGCUAUGGAUUUCCCGGGCAGCUUUGCGAGCCUCCGCUCCUGACAUCUAUGCUCAUUAUGAGAAGAAACGGCUAGCGACGGAAGCUGCACAGCCUCCCACCCGGACUUCAGUCCCUCCCUCCACCAGACAGCUUCGCCCUCGCAGACAAGUGUCUGAUGAAACCAACGUGGUGGUGGACAGAUGUACGGAAAGGGGGGUGGAGGGAUCAUCGCGGUCUAAUCGGGAUAAGGCCGCGUACAUUGAUGUAUCCGAGGCAUAUGACCAUCCGCUCAUUAAAUUUCACCUGCAAGAUAAGUACUUUGAGAAGUGUGAGGAAUGGUACGAGUACAACGCGGCGAACGAGAUUCAUGAGAGAGAACAAUGUUUGCAUGAAUCUCAGCCUAAACUGCGGUAUGGUGUUGAAGGUAAGGUUCCCAGUGAUUUUGCGUUGAAGAGGGAUGAGUUGCUACAAAUGUUGAAGAAGGAGGAGGAGGAAGUGAAUGCAUUGAGGAAUGCAUUUAUGAAAGUUGAGUUGAAUGCACGGGGAAUGGUUGAAAGUUUCAUUGAAGCGAAACGAAGUGAAGAGGUAAAAGAUUCCUCUGUGUCCGAUGUUGGGGUUGUGAAGAAGGAGGCGGAUGCUGCUGAGGAGAUGGACAAAGAGUUUAAGCGUUUAAUUCAAUCGUUCAUUACAAACGAUUUGUUAGACGAAGUUUGUCAGCUUAGUACUAGAGUUCAGCCGCACCUGUCGCGGGAGUGUGAGGAUUUGCGUCGGCGAUUAGAAGAACCGGAGAGUGGGGUGAGAAAAAUAUUGUUGAGAGGUGCUUUGCCAUCGGUUGAUGCUUCUUUUGCCUCGGACCUCUUUGACAUUCCAUCAAUUGCAACUUUGGAAGACCUUCCAAAAACGCGUUUGAUUGCUAUGUUAAAGUUAUUGCAAAAUAUUGGUUCAGAGCUGGUACACAGGAAUGUGCUUUUAGAGGUGCAAAAUACGAUGAAGUUUCCGGUAAGUGACAAUCAGUUGAGGGGAACAAUGAUCACGCUUGGACAUUUGUACAAGCAGACACGGGAAGAGUUGAUGGAUUUAUUGUUCAAGGAUAUUUUUCCUGAUCGAUGUGAUGAGGGAUUCACGAAUGGCACAGUGAGACAUUACAGAGAACAAUUGUACACUUUGAGAAUUUUAUUGGCGAAUGUCAUUGAUGCCCAUUCGCCAAUGCAAUUUAUGAAGGAGAUCGAGGAUGUGAAAAUGGAAUUGAAUGCUCUUGCGAGCAUAAACAAGGAACAUGAGACAAGAUUGCAUGAGGUGCUGCUUGCGUUGAUUGAAGCACUGAAGCGUCCGUGUCGUAAGUGUGGCCGCUUAUUAAGCCAUUUGAGAAGGGGGGAUCAUAACAUGUUUAAUGAUUUGGCGGUUGUUAGACGUAAGUGUGACAACACGACAAACCUUUAUCUUGAUGGAGAUGCCAUUGUUGAUGAGCGACAGCAGUUCGCAAUGGAAGAAAGGAGGAGGUAACUUCGUGGAGGUAACUUCGUGGAGGUAACUUCGUGGAGGUCACGAUCUGGAUGAGUAUUGCAAUUUGUUUUUAUGAUUCACUAUGAAGUGAAUCGUAUUCAAGCAAUAAAAUUAGGAGUGGAUUAUGUUAGACUAAAGAAAGUAAAAUGAGCGGUUAAUG